AUGGGUGGAACAGACGCGUCAAUUUCCUCACAAAUCCUGGAAAUCUCAGCCCUCUGUGCCGCUCAUUGCCUAAUCCCAGGUAUACUCCUGGUCACUACUGCCAAACGCUCAGCAUGGCGGUACCUCUCUAUUCCCUGUCUAGUCGCGAUCGCGCACAGAUCUAUACGCCUGGCCAAAAGCCUAGGGCCAGGUUUCAUCUGGUGUGAACUAGCCCGUCUCAUCGUGACAGUAAUCUUCCAAUCCCUGAACCUACUCCUUAUAAACCCAAAAGACAGCACCGACCUGCCUUCGGGGACCCAUGGUAUUAUCGCGCGUCUCUACUAUGCGACACGACUAUUUACUCAACCGCGUGGAAUUAACACGCCCUGGCAGAUCAAAAAUGCACCUGCACAGCCAGCCUAUUAUACGAAACGUGGUAUGACAGAGCCGCCUCGAGGUCGGUUUUUGCUUCGUCAUACUGCGAUUGCUAUUUUCCAGUACUUGGCGUUGGAUGUUUUCGCUACGCUUGCGUUGCAGCAGGCACAGGAGCAGAUGAAACAUCAAUUGUUGCCGCCCACUGUCCAGUGGGACUUGUCUGUUGAGCAGUGGAUUGAGCGGAUUUUCUCAAAUUUGGUCGCUGGAUUCGUGGUGAGCAGGAUGCUCAUCGAUCUGCACCAUCGCGUGUUCUCAAUUCUGCUUGUUGGACUUGGACUCGACUCUCCGUCGAAUUGUCCUCCUUUGUUUGGACGGGCAGCGGAUGCGGGAUCAUUGAGAGGAUUCUGGGGCAAAUUCUGGCAUCAAUUGGUGCGUGAACCAUUUGUCUCUGUCAGCACAUUUAUAACCCGUGAUAUAUUGGGUCUAUCCAAGUCUCCGCUGAAGCGAUAUACAAACAUUACUCUUGUCUUCCUCUUUUCUGGUGGAUUGCAUGUCAUCCUUGAUGUCAUUCAGGGUAUUCCAGGACACGAGUCUGGCGCGAUGCUACUAUUCAUGACAGCCCCGCUGGGUCUGAUAAUCGAGGACAGCAUCAAGAGACUCUGGAGAACCUGUACGGGGACCAGUCGUGCUGCCAAAAUUGGCGAUGGGGAGGCUCUUGCGCCGAUGUGGCAAAAGAUACUCGGGUUCUGUUGGGCAAUGGCGUGGCUGGGGGUCACUUCGACUUGGUAUUUCUACCCCCAAAUGCUGCGACCUGAGAAUCAGGCCCUUGUUCCAUUUAGCCUGGCGAGUCGAAUUGGAUUGCCUGUCGUGACAGGGGCUGUUCUCGCUGGGGGUGCCCUGAUCGCGUUUGUGUUUGAAGUCGAAGUGUGA
Penicillium longicatenatum is the source of this 1284-nucleotide messenger RNA. RefSeq names its product wax synthase family protein. Bases 1 to 1284 code for a protein of 427 amino acids. The record is from RefSeq and is a predicted model, not a curated record. NCBI's taxonomy places the organism in Eukaryota, Fungi, Ascomycota, Eurotiomycetes, Eurotiales, Aspergillaceae. The transcript has 2 exons. Gene Ontology annotation, biological process: lipid metabolic process.